AUAAAAUGUUUCGCCACUGAUCACCGUUUCAAUUCACAACAACAAGUGUGUCAUCAACAACUGAACGAAGCUCUGAGAGAUUUAUCUUACAAACUGCGCUAAAAUAAACCACGACUGAAGACCUGGAUAUCCGUGAUUCACUUCCGAGGAUCGGCAGCGACGUUUUGAAGUUCACUUUUCGUUUUCAUCUGAAGACUUGAUACUUCAGCAAUCCACUGACACUUGAAGAGCUGUGCAUCUCCUUUGGAUAACGUCAGUUUUUCUCUCAAGUGCUCCUUUCACCAGUUUCUUUCUUGCAAAGGAGAUAUGACCGCAUUAGCGGGGGGCAUUUCCAGGAUGAUGCGCCCAAUGCCACCCCAAAACUACCCGAGAGGAGGCUUUUCUUUGGAGGUCUCCACGCCGUUAGGUCAGGGCCGCGUGAACCAGCUCGGUGGAGUCUUCAUAAACGGACGCCCUCUGCCCAAUCACAUCCGCCACAAGAUAGUAGAGAUGGCCCAUCACGGGAUACGACCGUGCGUCAUCUCCCGACAGCUGCGCGUGUCGCACGGAUGCGUGUCCAAAAUUUUAUGCAGGUACCAGGAGACGGGAUCUAUUCGGCCCGGUGCUAUUGGUGGCAGCAAACCCAAGCAGAGCACAACUCCCGAUGUGGACAAGAAAAUCGAAGAAUACAAAAGAGAUAAUCCAGGGAUGUUCAGCUGGGAGAUUCGGGAUAAACUUCUGAAAGAUGGAAUCUGCGAUCGAAAUAACGUGCCCUCAGUGAGCUCCAUCAGCCGCAUGCUGCGCUGUAAAUUCGGUGGAAACGGAGAUGAGGAUGAGGAUGAUGAUGAUGAUGACGAAGUGGAAAAAAGGGAGAUCGAGGAAAAUGAAAGAAGAGCCAAACACAGCAUCGACGGGAUUCUUGGCGACAGAUCAAGCCACUCAGAUGAGGGCUCAGAUGUGGACUCAGAGCCGGGUUUGCCAUUAAAGAGGAAACAGCGGCGCAGUCGGACCACGUUCACGGCCGAGCAGCUGGAGGAGCUGGAGAGAGCUUUCGAACGCACCCAUUACCCUGAUAUUUACACCAGAGAAGAGCUCGCUCAGAGAGCUAAACUCACCGAGGCACGAGUACAGGUUUGGUUCAGUAAUAGAAGGGCUCGUUGGAGGAAGCAGGCAGGAGCCAAUCAGCUCAUGGCGUUUAAUCACCUGAUACCUGGUGGUUUCCCAGCCUCUGCGAUGUCGAGUCUUCAGCCCUAUCAGCUGGCGGACAGCCCUUACCCUCCCUCAUCCAUCUCACAAGCAGUAUCGGAGCAGCCCGGCACUGUGCACAGGCCCCAGCCUCUUCCCCCCACCUCAGUGCAUCAGACUGGGCUUGGCAGCGGACUGGGGGCCCAGGAUGGGAGUUCGGCCUACUGCCUUUCCUCUGGACGUCAUGGCUUCUCUGGUUACUCGGAUGGCUAUGUGGCCGCGCCGGGCCAUGCAAACCCAGUGAACCCCACCAUCAGCAACAGCCUUCAAUCACAGGUGAUGGGGCUGUUGAAUCCUGGUGGAGUGCCACACCAGCCGCAGAGUGAUUUUGCCCUCUCUCCGUUGACGGGCGGUUUGGAGCCCAGUACAGGCAUGGCUCCCAGCUGCCACUCUUCUCAGAGACUGGAGGCUCUGUCAGGCCUGCCCAGCUCCCAGUCCUACUGUCCCUCCAGCUACAGUUCACCGGGGUACAGCGUGGACCACGUGGCAUCUUACCAGUACAGCCAGUAUGGGCAGAGUAAGGUGCCUUUCAUUAUCUGAAACCCAGCAUUGACUGAAUGAAGACAGACAGGAAGGAGAUGAAGAGAUCUAUGGAUGACUGUAAACUCUUGCACUUGAGCUUUCCUUCACCUCUUGAACGUUUGACCAAAAUGACCAUCCUUCCUCAAACUCCCGCUCGAGGAGCACUGAGGACAGGCCAGCGGUGACGGCGGUCCUCUCUGACGCCUGUGGGUCCAAAGUGCAACUGAGUUGUUUUUACGAGGGGGAUAUUGUGGGUGGGGUUGGGUUGGGUUUAGGAUCAGGACUGAAGACGGGUUUUAGACAAUUUAGACCUGGACCAAACUGCCUCUCCAUAUAUCUAUUACCAUUCUGGAGCAGGUAUCACACGUUCUGAUGACACUUACCGCCUCCUUCCUGAAGAAUGACAAGCCAUGGGACACGACGAGGACAAAGGGAAAGGACAAAUAAACAACUCAAAGACUGAGACUGUGCUUAUAAACAGCAUGGAAUGGCAGGGAAGAGUGUGCACCAUACUCUGAUAUCAGCUGUCCAGUGACGGACGCACUUUAGUGGCUGGUUGCUGGUGACUCUUUGGUUGAGACUGAUUUUGUUGAUAUAUUUAGGAAAUAAGGGCUCGGAAAAGACUGAUGUGCCAACUUUCCUUAUUACACAUUCAUACAUAAAUGUAUAAAUAGACAAGAACAUGCUCACAUUCGGCACAACUCUCUCAGGUCCUCUUCAUAGAGUGAAAGAGGCUGACCUAAACGGAAUGCACUCAAGUGUCCGAUGGCAUUUCCCUGACUUAAACGAUGGAGUGUGAUCCUCGGAGGUGCAGACAGGCUAUGUAACACAGACCCCUUUAUUACCAGUCAUCUGAGCACACACAAAAUACCCUGUUAUUAUGAGACAGAAGUGAUGUUCAGAAUAGAAUACUAUUGUACUGCUUAUUGCAUACUGUAUACUACAGUAUAUACUAAAAUAAUGCAAUGCAUUUCAAAUUGUAGCAUGCUACCUUGUAAAUGCUGUUGCAUUUUUAAUCUAUUUUGAUUUGGCAGAUGAGAUGUCAAGAAAACAAAAAUAAAAUACUUAGUUUUAUUGGUUACAGUGGAAUAGGAAAGUCAAGUCGAAUGCAUUGCAAUGUUGAAUAUAAUAUUAUGUAGAAGGUCGUCUAGCUAGUUUUGCAUGCAGAACAGUUGCAUUCAAUAUACAUAGUGCUGCAUACUGAAACAUAAGUAGUAUGGUAGUAUGCUAUUCUGAACAUUCAGAGAGACACAGGCCACAAACAAACCCAAGGAAAGUGCAAUACACACUCAAUACCUCAAAAACACUCAUCUGUUCUCACUUGCUCAAAAAAAAAAAUCAUCUGUCUUUAAACUUAAGUUGUUUUUCAUGCAAAGAAAAGAUUCCAGAUGAUGAAGCAUUCCAUAUUGUGGAUGGCUGUCACCUUUCAGAUGAAGUUCUUGUUCUGUCUCUGUAACACAUUGUUCAUGUCUUAUUUUUUAGCUUGUUGUUUUAUACUUUCAUGUUUUGUUUUUGAUUCUCGACUGCAUAUAAUGGUUGAUGGAUAAUGUGUAAAAUGCAGCACUAUUUACUAUUUAUACGAAAAUAAAUAAAUAAAUUGCUUUCAAGGUUA
Messenger RNA from Carassius carassius (crucian carp), 3358 nucleotides. RefSeq names its product paired box protein Pax-3-like. The transcript has 9 exons. Gene Ontology annotation, molecular function: DNA-binding transcription factor activity, RNA polymerase II-specific; RNA polymerase II cis-regulatory region sequence-specific DNA binding. The coding region runs from base 307 to 1764 and encodes 485 amino acids. Lineage: Eukaryota; Metazoa; Chordata; Actinopteri; Cypriniformes; Cyprinidae. The record is from RefSeq and is a predicted model, not a curated record. Gene Ontology annotation, biological process: regulation of transcription by RNA polymerase II; anatomical structure development.